This is a messenger RNA of Alternaria alternata, 1300 nucleotides long. RefSeq lists its product as hypothetical. The record is from RefSeq and is a predicted model, not a curated record. The coding region runs from base 228 to 1229 and encodes 333 amino acids. NCBI's taxonomy places the organism in Eukaryota, Fungi, Ascomycota, Dothideomycetes, Pleosporales, Pleosporaceae. The transcript is spliced from 4 exons.
CCUUCAGCUGCGCGCCACCAACACCACGCACCGCCAACCUACUUUUGCCCAGCGUUCCUUCUCACAACUUGCGUCCCUUACGUCGUUGAGCGAUUGCGAUAACGGAUCCUCACGACUUUCACGUUCGUUUUGUGCAUUGACCCCGGGAGCGCAGUCACCCCCGAACCUGGUUUCUUAACACGGCAAAUCCCCCGCGGGAGCAGGGCAGCACACUCGUAGGAUCCGCCAUGUGGUUCCGCAAACGCGAAAACGACAUCGAAAUGUCGGGUAUGAUGGACGGCGCGCCUAAGAAAAAGAAGCCUCAAGGUCCCCCGGAAGAAACAGAAUACCAGAAAUUCGAUUGGAAAAGAUUCUUCCUCGCCCCCAAGUACAUCCCAUGGCACAUACUGUUCAUCGUCAUUGGCAUCUUGACUGUCAUCAUCACGAUCAAACAUGACGCCGUUGUUGAGAAACUACGGCCGUGGUCCGAGAAAGUGCGAGACUUGCCAGCAGGAUGGCUAAUUCCUAUUGCUAUCCUGAUUGUCAUUUCUUUCCCUCCUUUGUUCGGUCAUGAGAUUAUCGCGCUGUUGUGUGGUGUUGUCUAUGGCCUAUGGAUUGGAUUCGCGAUUGUUGCAGCAGGCACAUUCAUCGGCGAAGUUGGCACAUGGUACGCCUUCAAAUACGCCUUCCGCUCCAAGGCUCUGAAAUUGGAGCGCACGAACUUGAAUUAUGGCGCUAUGGCACGUCUAACACGUGACGGCGGUUUCUUCAUCGUGCUUAUCAUUCGUCUCUCCGCCAUCCCAGCGCAUUUCUCCACCGCUGUUUUCUCAACCUGCGACGUCAAGUUCUGGCAUUUCGUCGUCGCUACUUUCCUCUCUCUGCCCAAACAGAUCUUCCUCGUUUACCUAGGUGUGUUGCUCCUACAAGAGAGCAACGACGACGUGAUCAAGACGGUCAUGUUCGGCGCUAUUUUUAUCAUCACUAUUGCCAUGGGUGUCUGGAUUUACAUGAAGAUGCGCACAGUGAAGAAGACACUUUUGGAGGAGCAAGAGUUACGAAGGGUAAAGAAGGCGGAGGCUGUGGAGCUGGUGCCGAAUGUCGAACGGGCGUUUGAUACGCGGUACGAUGAGGAGCCUGUGGCAUGGUCGACUAUGCAACCAACUCAGGUCAGCAGGCCGAUGGAGAGAAGAUACGAUGAGGAGCCUCCGGAGUGGGCUAUGGCACCUACGCAGCCGACCAGGAUGGUUUGAGUGUAGGUUUUGGUUUGGUGUUAUUUAGACUACUAUAUUCUUAAUGGCAUAAUGAUGUUAUGACCCGCAUG